Molecule: messenger RNA, 748 nt
Organism: Pollicipes pollicipes
Lineage: Eukaryota; Metazoa; Arthropoda; Thecostraca; Pollicipedomorpha; Pollicipedidae
Product: centromere protein V
Exons: 4
Coding region: 40-450 (136 amino acids)
Molecular function (GO): carbon-sulfur lyase activity
Source: RefSeq, a predicted model, not a curated record
CGGCGCGGAGUGCUCCGAGGAGCGGCUGGGGGUGACGCCAUGCACUACAACAUAUUCCAGAUGAUCGAGGCCCAGGGUCUGAGGAAGCACAAGGGCGGCUGCCACUGCGGCCAGGUCAGGUUCGAGGUCACGGCCCCCGUCCAGGUCACCGUCAUCGAAUGCAGCUGCAGCGCCUGCCAGAAGCGCCAGAGCCGCUACUUCCUGGUGGAGGCCGACCGUUUCAUACUGCUGAACGGCCACGGCCAGCUCAGCACGUUCGGCUCGAGCCACCAGAAGCACUCGUUCUGCAGCAAGUGCGGCGUGCAGAGCUUCUUCAUUCCCAGCUCGGGCGACCACACCGCCUCUGUGGGCAUUAUGCCACAUUGUCUGGAUCCAGGCACCAUGAAGAAGGUCAAAACAGAGAAGCGGAAUCCGAAGAACUGCAAUGGGAAUCACGAGUUUCUUCCCUGAAAGAUGCUCAGAUUCGCACCUGGCAGCUGUCCAGUGCUUGGCUUGGCUUCGCAUCUGGUGUAUGAUGAUGCAUGCGACUGCAUUUAAUUGAACGCUGUUGACGACCCUUUCAAGGGAGGAGGAUCUUAUCACAUUUUUGUUUAUCCAUAUCUUCACGGAGGCUUCGAUAGUGAUCGCACGUAUAACCAGGCUGUACAUAUUUGGUAUGCAACGGGAAGUUCUGUUUUGUUAUUGGUGUUUCUCACCGCAUAUCAUAUACAUGCAAUGUUGUAUGAAAAUACACUGUGUUGUCGAUUGU